Molecule: messenger RNA, 308 nt
Organism: Staurois parvus
Lineage: Eukaryota; Metazoa; Chordata; Amphibia; Anura; Ranidae
Source: the annotation of a GenBank genome assembly
AUCUGUGUAGCCCCAGCAGUGCCACCUGUCAGUGUCCAUCAGUGCCAGGUCUGUGCUCAUUCGUGCCGCCUGCCAUGCCCAUCAGUGCCACAUAUCAGUGCCCAUCUAAGCUGCCUUUCAGUGUCACCCAUCAGUGCCAGUCAGUGCCACCUAUCAGUGCUGCCAAUCAGUGCCACCUAUCAGUGCCAGUCAGUGUCACCUAUCAGUGUGCAUCAGUGCCACCUAUCAGUGCCCGUCAUCAGUGUUGCCUAUCAGUGCCGCCUAUCAGUGCCAUAUAUGAGUGCUGCCUUUCGGUGCCCAUCAGUGAU